ACUUUCGGAGUUAGAAGUAGAAAGUAGCGAGUGCCUCGCCUCAACCUUCCGUUCAAACUCUCAGUGUAGCGUACUCACACCGCCAAGAUGAAAGCCUACCUCUCCUCCUAUUCCAGGAACGCGGCCCUUCGCACGGCCGAGGAAAGAGAUUGUAUGAGCAGUAAAGCAAUCAUGGGGGCAGGAUCAAAACAACUUCUGAAUUUGCCGCUUGGGGCCAAGCUUCCCUUGCUUCCAGGUAGUGGCGUUUUGCUGUACACAACAACCCUGGGUGAAAAGCUUCAUCAACCAUCUUGCGAGUUCAACCUCACAGACCCCAACUUGCACCUGUUAAAACUCAACUAUCAAAGCCUUCAUGAUCCUUAUUUAAGUGGUUACUACAGGCGUAAAGACAUACUGAAAAAGUUAAAAAAUCAGGGGCUUAUCACAGAAAACAAUAAGAUUAUUUGCACCCUGAAGGAAUUUAAUCAGUAUAGACAGUAUUUAACCAGUAUCAAAUUAGACUUUGAAAGGAAGUAUGCACAAGAACAGCGGCUACUUGCAAAGCAAUUAUUGAAUCUUCAAGAUCAAGGUUUUGCUCAGGGGAUAAACCUUUCCGAUCUGCAGGAAUGGCUCACAAAUGAAUCCAAGAAAAAUAUAAGUAAAAAGACUCUGAGGGACAGGUAUUUCAACAUGAUUCAAACAGAAGAAAAGAUCAAAAACUUGAUAAAAGAACAGAAAUGCUGUGCUGUUCUGGCAGACUCAAGCAAAGAUAGUCAAAAGGCUAAAGAAUUGGUACACCAAAUUCAGCAAGAGGAAUUGAACAUGAAGGACAGAUCCGUUUUAAUGCGACUUGAAGAAGAUGUGAAGAGUGAAUUUAAUCUGGAAAAAAGAAGAAGGAAAGCAAAGGAAGAGAGAGCCAGAAAGAGACAAGAAUCAUUUGAAAGAAAAAUGGACCACCAAAUUCAAAAACUGCAUGAGUUUAUUGAACGACAAGAAGAGUACGAUCGAUGCAGAGGGGAAGGCGCUGAACGCAGAGAGAGAGUUGGUCAUCCCCGUGCUAGAAGAGGUGACAGUUCUGGUUCCAACUCCCUAACUUAGUGCUCAGUCCCCAUCAACAAGAAUAAAGUGCA
Molecule: messenger RNA, 1109 nt
Organism: Rhincodon typus (whale shark)
Lineage: Eukaryota; Metazoa; Chordata; Chondrichthyes; Orectolobiformes; Rhincodontidae
Product: fibrous sheath-interacting protein 2
Exons: 8
Coding region: 88-1077 (329 amino acids)
Source: RefSeq, a predicted model, not a curated record